AUGGAAUCUCAAGAGGAACGCCAACAGUUGGAGAUCACCGCGCUCAAGAGUAUAUACGACAAUGAUUUCAUUGAAUGCCCCCCUCCAAAGGUUUGGAAGGUAUGUUUGCCUUUUCACUGGUCGGGGCGACAUGGACUACCAGAAUUUAUCAUCAAGGUAUCCCAUCCCGAGUAUGCCAACACGAGUGCGGAUGGAGACAUUGCAUCUCUCAGAUUUCCGAAGACGUACCCUGCGAUAGCAUGCCCUAUAUUCACCACACAGCCACAUAUUAUGGGUAUCCAUCCCACCAUCAUCGCGCAACUCUCGAAUGCCAUUCAGGCUGAGGCGCAGCGCAUCAAGGGCGCGGAGAUGGUCUUCCAGAUCGUCACCUUUGCACAAGAAUGGCUCGCUGCCACUGUCAAACCCGGCGUCAAGGUCGUUGGGUCCUUAGCAUCACAAAUGCGCAUGCGCGCAUCUGCAGAAGCUCUAGCAAAGAAACAACGUGAAGAGGAAGAGGCUGAGCUUGAACAAGAGCGUGCGGCUCAGCGUGCGCAGGAAUUCGAGGAGGAAAUGCGAGCAGAGGAGAUGCGAGCGGAUGCCUACAAGCAGCAGUUGGAGAGAGAACGGUCCCAACAAGCACGCCAGCGGGCAGCGUCUGAUGCAACGGAGAUACCAAACUCCGAAGACAUCACUUUGACUGAAUCUUUCGGUAAGGUCAUCGAAUGGCAAGGCGUGAGCUUCAGCCGGGUCAAGCUAUUCCAGCCAAGACAAGAAUGUCUGGGUACGAUGUACCAAGCCGAGCCCAUGUGCGAAGAUGCGAGCAAGGCGCUCCCACUCGAGCUGCUCUCCAUCACGUUCCAUGCUCAGUAUUACACGACCACCCAAGGACGGAAAAAAUUGCAGACCGUCGAGACCGAGAUUCAACGUCUCGCCAGUAUCCGCCAUCAGAGCCUCCUUGCAGUAUUAGCUGUAAAGCUGACCACCCCGAGCUCCAACGGUUCUCUGCGCCUAGUCAUCCUGUCUGAGAAGCGCCCUACGGUAACGCUCGAAGACGUACUCGAAGACUGUGAUUGGUUGCGUGAGGACCGUGCGUCUGACUACCUCUUGCAGAUCAUUUCGGCAUUGCACGCAGCGCAUGCCAAUGACAUCGUCCACAGGGGCUUGUCUACCAAGUGCAUUGGUCUCGCGCCACGCGAAGAGGGCGGCCCAUCCAAGAUUGUCAAGGUCUUCAAGGCUGGCUACCACGUCCGCCUGUUGGACUUGCAUCGGUCUGAUCCCUUUGGUUUCAACAUGGACCCGAAAAUCGACGAGGUGCAUAUCCCCGAAGGAUGGCUGCUACAUGACACGGUGGAGUCACCCCUGGUGUACACGCGCAGUCGCGACAUUCAUGCCGCUGGUAUUGUUCUACUGCAAAUGCUGAUGGGCCGGGAUGUCACGGAGCGCUUCCCAGAUGUCCACAUUGCGUUGCGAAACUCGACUAUAUCACCCUCUCUGCAACAGCGCGCGAUGUGUAUGCUCGUUCAGAACAAGAAGCAUCCUGUGUCAUGUCUUGGCCUCCUCGCCGACAUACAGGGCUCAGCUUCCGUGCGCACACCAGUGCCGAAGACGGCUACGUAUCAGCCUUUCAAUGGUUCUCCGGAGACUGAUUACUUCAGGAUGCCGCCACCAAGAGCUCGACAUGCAAGCAGGUGGAAGGAGGACUGGGAGGAGCUCGAGCUUUUGGGUCGCGGAGCUUUUGGCUCUGUUGUGAAGGCGCGAAAUAAGAUUGACAACAGGAUCUAUGCAGUCAAGAAGGUCCGGCUGCGGGCUACACAGAGCGACAACAAGAUCUUCCGAGAGGUCAAUGCCUUAAGCCGCCUCAACCAUCGCUACAUUGUUCGAUAUUACACCACGUGGGUCGAGACUGCAGAACCCCCCUCUACUGCGGUAACGUCCGAUUCCGACCGCGACUCAGAGACUGCCGACGGCAUGACCUCCGUUCCCCACUCGCAAUCCACUUCAAGAGAUGGUGGCUCUGGCGAUCCCUUCAGUAUCGACCUGGACGAUCUGGGCUCUGGAAGUAGACACUCGUUUCCGAGUAUCCAUUUCACACGCUCGCGUUCCGCGACCCUCGAUGGGGCCAGUGAUGGGGCAUCGGGCAGUAGCUCGGACAGCGAAGGAGCGUUUGACAACCUGUUUGGUUCAAACAGUCGCUCACGCGCUACAAUGCCGCCGCCGGAGUUCGUCGAGCGCCAGACCCUGAAGGAGCGUAUCGACGAGGGGAUCACGGAAGAAGAAGCAUGGCGCCUUUUUCAGCAAAUCGUCGAUGCACUUGUCCACAUGUCAAGCCUAGGCAUUCUGCACCGCGACAUCAAGUUGACAAAUAUCUUCAUUGGUGAGCAACCUCGAUUUUCUCACGGCAAGGGUGAUUGCAAAGUAGUUGGCGAUUUCGGUUUGGCAACCUCUAGUCUUGCUGCGGUCGAUCCUUCAGAUGUAUCUGCAGCACCUACGAACGAUGCAGACAUGACGCUUGACGUCGGCACCAGACUGUAUAUCGCGCCAGAGGUGCAGUCGUCUAAAGGAGGCCCGAGGAACCACACCAAGGCGGAUAUGUACAGUUUGGGCGUCGUGUUUUUCGAGAUGAACUACAUGUUCCCUACAGGGGCGGAACGAAUUGUGGUCCUGGAAGACUUGAGAAAGCCUAGUAUUCUAUUUCCGCCUACCUGGGAGCUGCAGCGCGCCAGACAACGACAAAUCAUCACCUGGCUCCUCCAACACAACCCGAAUGACCGCCCGACUGCACUGGAACUGUCACAGAGCUCCCUUCUACCGCCACGUCUUGAAGAUGAUUACUUCAAAGGCGCGCUCAAGAUGAUGACGAAACCGAACUCACCUCAUUUGCAAUCUAUCCUCUCGUCCCUGUUCAACCAGCCUGCGAAACCGGUUCGAGGAUUCCUAUACGAUGCUCAAGCAGAACUGCCGGAGCAUGCCACACUCAAUGGCAAGGUGAUCGAUUGUCUGGUCGACAUUUUCCGACUGCAUGGGGCUGUCAGCAUGGAGCCACCACUCUUGAUGCCUGUUGUGAAUCCAGAAGAGGACCGAAAUCGCGCUGUAUUCCUUGAUCGGCACGGAGAGGUCGUAUCGUUGCCUAAUAAUGCUCUAUUGCCAUUUGCGCGCCUAGCGGCACGGGAGAACACCAGGAGAAUCAAGCGAUAUCAUGUUGGGGACAUCUACCGUCCAAACGUCACUGCAGGGCAUCCACGAGUUGCGAAAGCCGCCGUCUUCGACAUCAUCUCUCCUGAUGUGGUGACGGGGCCGAGUGCGGCGGCUGCAGAAGCCAUUGCCAUAAUCAGCGACUGCCUCAAUAACUUUGCAAAUCUGGGGCAACUGUACGAGAUCCAUAUCUCACAUUCAAUGAUUCUCGAGCUCACAUUAGAUCGAAUCUCUCCUGGACAUCGGACCUCGGUGACCGAGAUUCUGAAUCAGACCAAGUCUUCGCAAUCACAAAAGCGCUCCAUGUUGCUUCGUAAAGGGAUCCCGAGGCACAUUGUGGAUGAACUCGAAAUACUGUCAGAGACGGACGAGAACAUGGACGCCCUGUUGGGUAGACUCGAGAAGAUUGCGCCUACUCUGGUACAAUUGCUGACUCCCUACGUCCAGGAGAUUCAAAACACGAUACGUUUCGCCAAUGCGGCUGGAGUAUCGCGACCCAUCUUAUUCAACCCGCUCAUGAUGAGCAAUCGUAACCCAUACUUCAAAGAUGGAGUCUGUUUUGAGGUGGUGCGGCGCACGAAGCACUCGGAUAUUCUGGCUGCAGGCGGCCGGUAUGACAAUGUUAUCACUCGCUUGACGCCGCCAAAGCCCAAGGCAGAUGCAAUAUGCGCUGUUGGCGUGCAGAUUGCUCUGGACAAGAUCACUUUUGUCCUUGCGGCUUUCCAAAACGCGUCUGUGAAUACAUUGCUGAAAGAACAACGUUCCUUCGGAUACUGGAGUCCUCGUCGGUGUGACGUUUAUGUAGUAUCGUAUCAGGCCGGCUUUCUGGCCGAGCGCUUAGAAGUCGCAUCGCUCCUCUGGCAACACAACAUUAGCGCCGAUGUGAUGUAUGAAACGAGCUUGCCAGACAUGGAGAAUGAAAGUCAUAUCGAUGUAUGCUACCGCGAAGGCAUAUUGUUCAUAGUCUAUCCUCGACCGCGAUCAAUACGGCGAGAUCAGCCUGCUUUCAAAGUGAAGAGCGUACUGAGGGGCACGGAGUCUGAAGUUGCAAGACACGAGCUUGUGCCAUUCCUGCAACAGCAACUUCUAGAACAGAAGCGUGUUGAUGCCUCCAUUUCUGGUGUACCUUCUAUCGGCAGCGAGAGUUCUCCCGGGUUGAACAGCGCCAAAGAGACCACUAGUUCCGCUGACGUCCAGCUCGUCGUGCCCAGUGACAUCAAGAAGCAACGAAAGUAUACUAAGCAGAUGUUCACGGACAGAGCUUUCGAUGCAGCGGUCCAAAUUAAGAACGCCGCCAUUGCCGGUAUGCCCACGCUUGCGGUCGAUGUACCCCCUGCAGUCUUUGACGACAUGAUCAAGAGCAUGAACUGGAUCACAGACGAGGACGCAUGGAAGACUCUAGCAGCGACCUUUCCAUCUCAGCAAGGCCCCUAUGCCAACCAAAUACGAGACUCAGUACUCCGGCGCAGAAUGGACGGUCAUCGUUUUCUCCUACUUUUUGCGGUGAAAGAGGAACGUGUUGCUCUCUUGACGCUUCAUCAACAAUAG
Postia placenta MAD-698-R-SB12 is the source of this 4719-nucleotide messenger RNA. RefSeq lists its product as hypothetical. The coding region runs from base 1 to 4719 and encodes 1572 amino acids. Gene Ontology annotation, biological process: DNA damage checkpoint signaling; regulation of translational initiation by eIF2 alpha phosphorylation. The transcript has 29 exons. The record is from RefSeq and is a predicted model, not a curated record. Gene Ontology annotation, cellular component: cytosol. NCBI's taxonomy places the organism in Eukaryota, Fungi, Basidiomycota, Agaricomycetes, Polyporales, Adustoporiaceae. Gene Ontology annotation, molecular function: protein binding; eukaryotic translation initiation factor 2alpha kinase activity; ATP binding.